UUCAAAAAUAAACAGGAUGACAACCAAUAUUCUGACUUCAUGUGAUUCUAAUUCAUCUUAUAAUUUAAUAACUUCUAAUGAUAAAUUCUGUAAUUGGUUUUAUGAUGAAAAAACGUGUUGGCCAAUUGCAAAAGCCAACACCAAUGUAUCCCAACCAUGUCCAAAAGAACAAGGAUUUGACAAAAUGAAGAUGGCCUAUAAAUACUGUACUGAAGAUGGAAGUUGGGAAAAUGUAACGAAUUUAUUUGGAUCAACCGAUUAUAGUAGUUGUUAUACUCCAGAACUAACGGAAAUGCUAGAAAAACUUGGAUCAGACUACGAUACAAAACGAAAAAUUAACAUUGCUAUUAACACUGGAGUAAUUGAAGUAGUCGGGUGCCUUGUAUCGAUUAUUUCAUUGAUCAUAUCAUUAUGCAUUUUCAUCAGGCACAAAGGUUUAUUGGAACAGAGGUUCAAGAUACAUAUGAAUUUAUUUGUUGCUUUAUCAUUACAAAUGUUCAUUAAAUUAAUUUUAAAUAUUGAUAAACUGGACUUAUUUAAAACUAAAAAAUACCGUUCAAAUGUAACUUGUCUUGUGGACUGUAACAACCAAAUACGUUUAGUAAAAGAUGAAGACAAUUGGUUUUUUGGAAUUAUGUACACGCCAAUAAUUUGUGAGGGUAUUCUAGUCAUAUUGGAGUGGUCUAAAACUGCUAGUUUUAUGUGGAUGUACAACGAAGGAGUAUAUCUGUAUAGAAUAAUAAAAUCCAGAGUUUUAAGAAUAAACUCAAUAAAUUUUCGAAUGUAUCUAUUUGGUUGGGGUGUACCAGCUUUGAUGACAUCUGUAUGGUUGUUGGUAACAAUGGUUUACUACAAAAAGUCAUCUAGUGUCUGUUGGUGGGGCUACAGCUUGUUACCAUUUUUUUGGAUUCUUGAAGGACCCCGCUUGAUCAUUAUCGUAGUAAAUUUCAUAAUAUUAAUUAUUGUAUUGAGAGAGUUGUUGAAGAAAAUUAAAUCAAAAUUAUCACCGUCAAACGAGUUGGAUAUCAUAAGAAAAGUAUCCAAAGCAGCCAUAGCUCUUGUCCCUUUACUUGGGAUUACAAACUUUAUAUUAGUUAUAUUACCUGAACCGCAUUCAAAAAGUCCUGAAUUAUUUGCUUUCUGGUCAUAUUCCGCACAUAUAUUACACUCGUUCCAGGGCUUAAUGGUGUCGAUAUUAUAUUGUUUUAUGAAUAAAGAAGAAAGUGUUAACAAAUUCAUUAGUGUAUACAAAGAUGAUGUUGAUGAUUCAAUAAAGUAUGAAAUAGUACAUUUCAAGCAGUUUUGGGAUCAGUUAAAACCAACAUUUGAUGGAAGUGAUGUACUCAAGAUAUUUKAAUGGAUGACUGAAUGUAAUGUUAUUAAUAUUUUCCCUAACAUUCAUGUUGCUUUAAGAAUAUAUCUUACCAUUCCUGUUGCUAAUUGUACUGCAGAGAGAGCAUUUUCGAAGUUGGUUGUCACGCAUAAUCGUGGAUUAGUUGUCCCGAAUAAAUUAAAUGAUAAAUGUCAUCAAACUUAA
Molecule: messenger RNA, 1537 nt
Organism: Diuraphis noxia (Russian wheat aphid)
Lineage: Eukaryota; Metazoa; Arthropoda; Insecta; Hemiptera; Aphididae
Gene: Pdfr
Product: Pigment-dispersing factor receptor
Biological process (GO): adenylate cyclase-modulating G protein-coupled receptor signaling pathway; cell surface receptor signaling pathway
Cellular component (GO): plasma membrane
Molecular function (GO): G protein-coupled peptide receptor activity
Source: RefSeq, a predicted model, not a curated record